AUGUUAUUCUGCCUAUUCCCAGAGUCUGAUACAGACCCAGGGCUCUUUGUGCUGCUGCUCUUGCCAUUGAGAGCUGAAUCCCAGAACUCCGGAGGCUGUACCCGGUGGUGCCCUCCAGACUCUACAUGUGUCAACGCCACUGCCUGUCGCUGCAAGCCGGGAUUCUCGUCUUCGUCCGAAGAGAUCUUCACCGACCUCACAGUGUCUUGUGAUGACAUCAAUGAGCGUGCGCCACCCACGAAGGUGUUCUGCAGAGAACUCGCAGAUCGCCAGAACGUGAGAGGGAGCUACUACUGCACAUGCAGCCCAGGAUAUGCGCCCACCUCUGGGGCAAAAACGUUCCACAACGAGAAUGAGAACACGUGUCAAGCCUACGGCAUCUGCAGCAACACCCUGGGCAGCUACACCUGCCACUGCCCGCCCAGCUUUGUGCUCAAACCGGAGGACCCAAAGCUCUGCGCAGACGUGAAUGAAUGCACCUCCGGACAUAACCUGUGCCACAGCUCCACCCACUGCCUCAACAAAGCGGGCAGCUAUGAGUGCCAGUGCCGCCAGGGCUGGAGGCCGGUUCCCGGGUCCCCCAACGGCCCAGCCGACACCGUCUGCGAAGAUGUGGACGAGUGCGGCUCCGGGCAGCAUCGCUGCCACACGUCCACCGUGUGCAUCAACAUUGUGGGAUCGUACAAGUGCCGCUGCCGCCCAGGCUGGAAGCCCAAACCUGGGCUCCCGAAUAACCAAAACAUCACUGUCUGUGAAGAGACGCCCUUUACCAACUGGACCCCGCCCCCGGGCUCCCACAGCCGGCGUCUGUCUCACUUCUUUGACAAAAUCCAGGAUCUGGGCAGAGACUUCAAGCCAGCAUCAGCCCCGGGCACCAUCGCCGACCUCAUGUGGAAUGUGGAUGAGCUGCUGGAGACCCCUGGGGACCUGGAGAACCUGUCCCGCGCACAGCAGCGCUGUGUGGCCACCCACCUGCUGGUUGGCCUGGAGGAUGUCCUGAGAGAACUGAGCAAGAACCUGCCCGAUGGGCCACUGACCCUCAAUUACUCUGCAGGCACAGAACUGUCCCUGAAGGUACAGGAGCAAGGAGACGGAAAUGUCACCUUGAGUCAGACUCAGGCAAAGAUGCACCUGAACUGGAAUCUGGCACAGAAAUCUGGUGACACAGGCCCUUUUGUGGUGGGCCUUGUCUCCAUCCCAGGGAUGGGCAAGUUGCUGGCUGAGGCCCCCCUGGUCCUGGAGCCUGAGCAGCCGGAGGCUCUGCCUGAGAGACACAAGGGCUGGCUGCAGGAGGCCCCCGCCAUCCUGCUCUCUCAUGUCAACUCUGCCUUUCUGAGCAACAGGGACGCCCAGAACCUCAGCUCCCCAGUCACUUUCAUCUUCUCCCACCGUUGGGUGAUCCCUGGGCCAAGGCAAAAGGUGUUCUGUGCCUUCUGGAAGCCUGGCCAGAAGGGACGUGGUCAUUGGGCCACCACAGGCUGCAGGACGGUGGACCCCAGAGACACCAGCACCACCUGCCACUGAAGCCACCUCAGCAGCUUUGCCGCCCUCAUGGCCCACUACGACGUGCAGGAGGAGGAUCCUGUGCUGACCGUCAUCACCUACGUGGGGCUGGGACUCUCUCCGCUGUGCCUCCUCCUGGAGGCCCUCACCUUCCUCCUGUGCAAAGCCAUCCAGAACACCAGCACCUCACUGCACCUGCAGCUCCCGCUCUGCCUCUUCCUGGCCCACCUCCUCUUCCUCACGGCGAUGGACCGAACUGAACCCAAGGCGCUGUGUGCCAUCAUCGCUGGUGCCUUACACUAUCCCUACCUGGCCUCCUUCACCUGGAUGCCGCUGGAGGGCCUGCUCCUGCUCCACACUGCAUGGCACCUGAUGGUGGUCAGCUUCUCCAGUGGGAGCAGAUUCAUGAGGAAGCUCACGUUCCCUGUGGGCUACGGAGUCCCGGCUGUGAUCGUGGCCUUUUCUGCAGCAUCUCACCCUCGCCUUUAUGGAACACCUGCCCGCUGCUGGCUCAACCCAGAAAAGGGAUUUAUACGGGGGUUCGUUGGACCCGUCUGUGCCAUCGUCUCUGUAAAUUUGGCUUUCUUUCUGAUGUCCCUCUGGAUUUUGAAAAGCAGACUGUCCUCUCUCAACAGUGAAGUGUCUACCCUCCAGAACACAAGGAUGCUCACAUUUAAAGCAACAGCUCAGCUCUUCAUCCUGGGCUGCACGUGGUGUCUGGGCAUGCUGCAGGUGGGUCCAGCUGCCCAGGUGAUGGCCUACCUCUUCAUCGUCAUCAAUGCACUGCAGGGAGUCCUCAUCUUCCUGGUGUACUGCCUCCUCAGCCAGCAGGUCCGGGAGCAAUACAGGAAAUGGUUCAAAGGGAUCAGGAAAGUGAGAGCCGAGUCUGAGGUGUACAUGCUUUCCAGCAGGGCUACAUCUGACACCUCUGGUCCCGGCACGGUAAGAACACGCAUUGCUCCCGAGCACAUCACUAACUGGUCCACUGGAACAGCACAUACCUAUCAUGUUGGCCAACCUGGGUGUACGGCACGUGAUACUCUAGGAUGGCUCACACUUGGAUGA
This is a messenger RNA of Lemur catta (Ring-tailed lemur), 2568 nucleotides long. Its product is annotated as adhesion G protein-coupled receptor E2-like. Lineage: Eukaryota; Metazoa; Chordata; Mammalia; Primates; Lemuridae. Gene Ontology annotation, molecular function: calcium ion binding; G protein-coupled receptor activity. Gene Ontology annotation, cellular component: membrane. The record is from RefSeq and is a predicted model, not a curated record. Gene Ontology annotation, biological process: adenylate cyclase-activating G protein-coupled receptor signaling pathway; cell surface receptor signaling pathway.